AUGAGUAUCAUCGAAGAAACAGCUAGUCCGAUCAAUUUAAAUCAAAAUGAUAUAGUUUUUGAUAACGAUUCCCUUGUUACAAGAACCACUACUAAGCUUGCCAAAAAUGUCGAUGUUUUGUCGGAUAAUGCCGUUUUAAUCGAAAAGGCCUUGGUUGAACACAUUACCACCAUUAACCAUGAAGAGUGCGACGCGGGCGACGAGGACUCAUUCUUUGUUUGUGACUUGAACGAAGUUUGCAAGUCGGUUGAGCUCUGGCGUGCGCAAUUGCCAAGAGUCCAGCCUCACUAUGCCAUCAAGUGUAAUACCAAUUUGGAAAUCCUCAAGUGUUUGGAUAAAUUGGGAGUCAACUAUGACUGUGCGUCGAAGAAUGAAAUCGAUACUGUGUUGCGCUUGGGUAUCGAUGCCGACAGGAUUGUUUAUGCCAACCCGUGCAAGACCAACUCCUUUAUCAGACACGCAAGAGACUCGGGCGUCAACUUGACCACGGUGGAUAAUGUGCACGAAUUGCACAAAUUGGCCAGAUUCCAUCCGCAAUGUCGUGUAUUGAUUCGCAUCAUGACUGACGAUGAAGAUGCUCAGUGCAGAUUGAGCACCAAGUUUGGAUGUUCUAUCUCGACAGUGGUGAAGGAGAUUUUGCCCGUUGCCAAGCAGUUGAAUUUGGAUGUUGCCGGCGUGGCUUUCCAUGUAGGCUCGGGCGCCAAGGAUUUCACCUCGAUCUACAAGGCCGUUAGAGACGCGAGAACGAUUUUUGACUGUGGAUUAAACUACGGGUUCAAUAUGGACAUCUUGGAUAUCGGCGGUGGCUUUGAAUUUGAAACUUUUGGCGAGUCUUCUGCCAUGGUUAAUUAUUCACUCGACAAGUUCUUUUCCGAUGAUCAACACCAGGUUAAAUUUAUUGCUGAGCCUGGUCGCUUUAUGGUUGCAAAUGCAUUUACUUUGGCUACUCACAUCAUUGCCAAGCGUGACUUGCCUCAACCGCAAAGUGACAUUAGAGCAAUGUUGUAUAUUAAUGAUGGAGUCUAUGGGAACUUGAACUGCAUCUUGUUUGACCAUCAAGAACCAAAAGCCAAGGUCUUGCACAGUGGAGAUAAAUUUCACUACAUGGAAAGUGCCAGUGCUAGUGCAAGUGGCGGUGCCACCAAAGGAGAAGGAGGAUACGAUUUCUCAAUCUGGGGUCCAACUUGCGAUGGAUUAGAUUGUGUUUCCACCAAGAGCAAAUUGAGUUGUGACGUUAAAGUUGGCGAUUGGUUAUAUUUCCCCAACUUGGGUGCUUACACAAGCUGUGCAACUACACAAUUUAAUGGAUUCAAAAAUGAUACUAAAGUUAUUUAUAUAUCAUAA
Messenger RNA from Lodderomyces beijingensis, 1344 nucleotides. The record is from the annotation of a GenBank genome assembly. Lineage: Eukaryota; Fungi; Ascomycota; Pichiomycetes; Serinales; Debaryomycetaceae.